AAUGGGGAUGGAAUCUAGUCAAGUUUUAUAUAAAUUUAGACUAAUGCAUCAUGACAAGUAAAGCAAAACAUAUGCAGAUGUGAAGUUUAUGAUAGAAUCUAGAUCAUAGAUUCUAAGAUGUUGUAGCAUUACCACAAGGCCAAACGGUCAACUAGUAACACAAAUGGCAGCAGAGGAAGCCACGUGCCACUCCUCCAAUCUCCCCUUACAAUGGCGAGGCGCAAAACUUGCAAUGGCCAAUCAGUUCAUGUAUACAUUUUACCUCCCACUUCUUGUGAUCCCUCCAUUUGGUGGGUCUUCAUUUUUCUUUCACAUCUCUAAUGCUACAACAACAACAUGUGCUUGGUUCUGUGGAUUGAUGGUGGUACAAGCUUACAGAGGCUACACUUGUUUCCUUGGUCACAAAAAUACCUCAUAUUGUGAUCCAUGUUGUUGUGUCUUCUUUCACGUGCAACCCUUUUUUCUUGGAUCAUGUGCCAACCACGUUUGGAAUAGCUGUUUCUUGCUGUUCAUGAUCUUGUUCUAGGGGGUUGUGUGAGAAUGGCUUCUCUGUCGGUUAUGGCGGUUGUUUGAAGUUUCAACCUUCUUCUUUUUCUUCAUCUGGGAAACUUGUGGUGUCUAUAAAGGACACAUAUUUGAGGUUUUAUUUAAGAAUUUUUGUGUUAUGGGACAAGAAUGGCACCAGGUACUGGUUGCCCUUCUCAGACAGAAACAGCUAUGUUGAGUGGUGGAGCUGGUGGGAUCCCCAGGGGCAGUAGUGAGUGUUCCAUGGAGGAUCAGAAUGGUGAUACGCUUGGGAAUUUGAAUCAGAACAUUGGGAAGCCUCCAAGGGAUCUUUCAGCUAUGCGCCAUUGUAGCAGUUCUUCAUGGUUGGCUGAAUCGGAACCAAAUAUUAUUACUGUUGGCUUAAAACCAAGCACAGAGGAAAAAUCAGAGUUUUCACUUUCAUUGCGAUCAGGAAGCUUUUCUGAUAAAGGACCAAAGCAAUAUAUGGAGGAUGAGUUCAUAUGUGUUGAUGUUCUUCGUGAAUGUGUUGGUCCAGGAUCAGACCUUCCUUCUCCAGCAGCAUUUUAUGGGGUAUUUGAUGGACAUGGUGGUGUUGAUGCUGCAUCAUUUACCAGAAAGAACAUCCUUAAGUUUAUAAUUGAAGAUCCCCAGUUCCCAUCUGGCAUUAAGAAAGCAAUUAAGAAUGCAUUUGUGAAGGUUGACAAUGCAUUUAGAGAUGCUAGUGCCCUUGACAGCUCUUCAGGCACCACCGCCCUAGCAGCCCUUGUUCUAGGAAGUGUCAUGCUGAUUGCCAAUGCAGGGGAUUCUCGUGCUGUAUUGGGCAAAAGGGGCAGAGCCGUUGAACUUUCCAAAGACCACAAACCAAAUUGCACAUCAGAAAGACUGAGAAUUGAGAAACUGGGUGGUGUGAUCUAUGAUGGAUACCUCAAUGGCCAACUAUCAGUGGCUCGCGCUCUCGGAGACUGGCAUAUCAAAGGCGCUAAAGGCUCGAAAAGCCCCUUGAGCUCCGAGCCUGAGCUCGAGGAGAUUAUCCUGACAGAAGAAGAUGAGUUUUUGAUAAUGGGGUGUGAUGGAUUAUGGGAUGUCAUGAGCAGCCAGUGUGCUGUUACAAUGGUGAGGAGGGAGCUCAUGCAGCACAAUGAUCCCAACAAGUGUGCAAAAGUGCUCGUUGCUGAGGCCCUCCAACGCAACACGUGCGACAAUCUCACAGUUGUGGUGGUUUGUUUCUCUAAAGAUCCACCUCCUAAAAUUGAGAUUCCUAGAUCACAUAGGAGGAGGAGCAUUUCUGCUGAAGGCCUUGAUCUUCUCAAGGGUGUCUUGAAUGGUAGGUGAAUAAAACUUGAUAGUAAUUUGUACAGAUUGAUUGAGUUGGACAUUCAUACAAACAGUUGGUGGGGAUUUUUCAGACUAAUUGCUAUCCCUGCUACUUUGAGGAUUGCUGCUUGCUUACAUGCCAGAUUGCCAGUGAUAAUGUCCCACAACUUGUAACAACUUGGAUUUGGAGGUACCAACCAGAAUCAAAUCAAAGCCUUCUUGCCUUGCACUAUAUAAUUAUUUCAAGAAGCUAUCACCCUCCCUGCUUUAUACCUACACCUUUUGGCCUUGCAAGCUUCUCAAUUUUACCAUUUUCUACGGCAAGAAGUGAUACAAGUACACAAGAGCAUAACAGCAAACUUUCACUGACUGUUGAAAAUAACUAUGAAGUAAACUAAAUGAAUGUAUUCUUUUCUUUUUGUUAGUGUAUCUUUCACAACCUUUUUGAACCAUUGUAAAUUUGUAAGCACCUUCCACUUUGUUUUCUUAUUGUUGUGUAUUUGUCUUUGACCUGUCUUUAUUUUUUCUUUACAAAAAAUUAAUAACAUAAUUUGUAGACACUCAAUACUA
This is a messenger RNA of Lotus japonicus, 2391 nucleotides long. RefSeq names its product probable protein phosphatase 2C 47. Lineage: Eukaryota; Viridiplantae; Streptophyta; Magnoliopsida; Fabales; Fabaceae. Gene Ontology annotation, molecular function: protein serine/threonine phosphatase activity; cation binding. The coding region runs from base 676 to 1839 and encodes 387 amino acids. The transcript is spliced from 4 exons. Gene Ontology annotation, biological process: protein dephosphorylation. The record is from RefSeq and is a predicted model, not a curated record.